GUUUUUCUAAUUUUGGAUUUUCAGUGUUGAAGUUGAAGGCAUCAAACACAUAGCAGAAUCCUGUUUUAUGGUCUUACUCUGAAUUUGAUGGUUGAGAACCGCCACUGCCGUAGACAACACACAUCAUGAAAAACGUCUGCUUUUCCCUCUUCUUCUCUUUUGGGCUUCUCUUUAAUUGGGUCUCUUCACAAACUGGACCAGAACGCGCUGCCCUCCCACCGAGAGGUUGGAACUCCUACGACUCAUUUUCCUGGAUUAUUUCCGAAGAAGAAUUCCUAAACAAUGUUGAGAUUGUUGCCAAUAAGCUUAAAUCUAAGGGAUACGAGUACGUGAUUGUGGAUUACCUCUGGUAUAGAAAAAAGGUUCCUGGUGCAUACACUGAUUCUCUUGGAUUUGAUGUGAUUGAUGAAUGGGGGAGGAUGGCCCCGGACCCAGUUCGGUGGCCUUCCUCUCAGGGUGGAAAGGGAUUCUCUGAAGUAGCUAAGAAAGUUCAUGCUAUGGGUUUGAAGUUUGGAAUUCAUGUUAUGAGAGGAAUAAGUACACAGGCAGUAAAUGCCAAUACUCCUAUAUUGGACAUUUCAAAGGGAGAUGCCUAUGUAGAAUCCGGGAAAAAGUGGCUUGCAAGUGAUAUAGGAAUCAAGUCGAGGGCUUGUGGAUGGAUGCAUAAUGGUUUCAUGAGUGUAAACGUUAAAUCAGGAGCUGGAAAAGCCUUCUUAAGGUCCCUGUAUCAACAAUAUGCUGAUUGGGGUGUUGAUUUUGUGAAACAUGAUUGUGUCUUUGGCGAUGAUUUGGAUUUAGAUGAAAUAACCUUUGUGUCUGAUGUUCUUAAACAACUUAACAGCACAAUAGUGUAUUCUCUGUCCCCUGGAACAAGUGCAACGCCAGCCAUGGCCAAGGCUGUAAGUGGGCUGGCUAAUAUGUAUAGAAUAACAGGUGAUGAUUGGGAUACUUGGAAUGACAUCGUUUCUCACUUUGACGUCACCAGGGAUUUUGCUACUGCUAAUAUGAUAGGUACCGCAGGUUUGCUGGGCAAAUCAUGGCCUGAUUUAGAUAUGCUUCCACUGGGGUGGCUUACUGAUCCAGGUUCGAAUAAUGGGCCACAUAGGACAACCAACCUCAACAUAGAUGAACAAAGAACUCAGAUGACUUUAUGGUCUAUAUCCAAGUCUCCAAUUAUGUUUGGAGGAGAUUUGAGGAAUAUAGACAAUACCACCUUUAGUAUCAUCACCAAUCCGACCCUACUAGAGAUUAACUCCUUUAGCUCAAAUAAUAUGGAGUUUCUUAAAAUUGCUUCAACAAAUUUUAGAAAGCGAAUUGUGAAAUGGCAUUCCAGAGGUUUGGAGGCAUCAGCUUCACCUAUAUUGGGUCUCACCAAAUGUGCAUAUUCAGACACGACUGGUUGGAUUACUAAAAGUGUCGAUCAAGGUCUUGAAAAAAUAUGUUGGAAGGCAAAUCCUGAACAUGAAUAUCAAACACCUUUUUGUCUAUAUAAACGAGGAUCCCGAGUUGCAAUAGAUAAAGAGGCAGCUACUCACCGCGAUCAAGUGGAACUUCUAUCAUUUUCAACUAGCUCGGUGGAGGUUUGCCUGGAUGCCACUCCCAAAAGAAAGCAUAGUUCUGAAGCGAUCAUGAGGGGGUCAUUUUUCCCCUGUAAAAGGCAUGAGAAUCAGAAGUGGGAUUUAUACGCUAAUGGGACGUUGGCAAACCAUAAUUCAGGGCAUUGUGCAAUUGUGAAGUAUAAACAAGCCAAAGCUAUUCCAACCGGAGUUCGCUCUUGGGUUGCAACAGGAAGGGGAGGUGAGGUAUAUGUUGCUUUCUUCAAUCUGAACAAUGUGAAGACCGUUAUAUCUGCGAAGAUUUCAGACCUUGCCCAGGCACUCCCAGGCAAGAAAUUGGGUCCGAAUUCUUGUAAAUACAGAGAAGAAUGGUCUGGAAAAGACUUUGGACUAGUCUCAGAUUUAAUUGCUGCACCGGUUGAAAGCCAUGGUUCUGCACUAUUUAUCAUCAAUUGUAGCUAGUCUAACUGCGUUAUGAAAGCAGUUAAUCGCUCUGGAUUGUGCUUACAUUCUCUUAUCGAGUAUCGAUACAUAUGGCGGGAAAAUAAUAGGUGAAUAACAGAGUUUCGUACUGCGAUGUAUCAGUCAAAAUCUUCUUUGAAGCAAAUUCCUGGGGCUCUCAUAAAUCUGUACUUCGUACUUUUUGACAUCAAUCCAAGUUCUCUUCUCUCUAUGUAAAACUUCAAUGGAUGCUUAAACAAUAUGGAAAUGAAGUUUUUAAGUUAGGUAA
This is a messenger RNA of Cucumis melo (muskmelon), 2286 nucleotides long. RefSeq lists its product as uncharacterized. Gene Ontology annotation, biological process: carbohydrate metabolic process. The coding region runs from base 126 to 2018 and encodes 630 amino acids. Gene Ontology annotation, molecular function: hydrolase activity, hydrolyzing O-glycosyl compounds. The transcript has 14 exons. The record is from RefSeq and is a predicted model, not a curated record. NCBI's taxonomy places the organism in Eukaryota, Viridiplantae, Streptophyta, Magnoliopsida, Cucurbitales, Cucurbitaceae.